AUGCUUGAGCCUCUCAUCUCCUUCAUUUUCCGCACUUUCUCCCUGCUCUUUGCUUGCUCAGAAGCUUUAUUCUGCAAGGUGAAUUCCAUCCCCUUCCCCUGUCUAAAGCCGUCUGCCAGCCAAUCGAGCCCUCGCCUGUCACGCGACUUCCGGUGCUUCGUGGUGGUCCACGCAGCUCAGCUCAGCUCAGGCUACGAGAUUCCCAGCCUGCGACUUUCUUCGACCGCCAGCCGGACCAAGAGUCGAUUCAUCAUAGAUACAUGGUUUCCUAACGCUUGCCUUUACUCAGAACUCAUACCAACCGUUUAG
Messenger RNA from Aspergillus melleus, 309 nucleotides. RefSeq lists its product as uncharacterized. The record is from RefSeq and is a predicted model, not a curated record. NCBI's taxonomy places the organism in Eukaryota, Fungi, Ascomycota, Eurotiomycetes, Eurotiales, Aspergillaceae. Bases 1 to 309 code for a protein of 102 amino acids. The transcript has a single exon.